UCUCUCUAUAAAGGAAUUGAAAUAUGUUUGAUAUCCGUUUUUUUGGAAAUAAAGUUGCCGUGUAUAGAUGACCUCUGUGUGGCCAAGCUGAUACUAAGAUUUAGUGUGUAACAGUAGCUGAUAUGAGCUGAAGAUAAGCUACCUUGCCACUUGUACAGAUAGUUAUGGCACUUUGUUUUGUUCCUUGACCUAAAUUGCCAUACCUAAUGUGAUAUGUGUCAGACCCCUAGUGUUGUCUAUGAUGUGCAGGCUACUGUAUGAGUCCAUGUUUCCGUUGAUGGAACACAUCUGUGACACAUUCAGGAGCACCUAACCAGAACAGCUUUGUGACGAGGCGAUGGAGAGUGUUUACGAUGUAGUAAUUAUAGGAGGUGGGGUGGUAGGCUGUUCCCAGUUGUUCACACUAACGAGGCUCGGCUACAGGUGUCUACUUCUGGAGAAGGAAGCCCACCUAGUGUCCAUGGCAAGCUCCGGAAACAGUGGGAUGUUACAUACAGGCUUUGAUGCUCCAUUGGGAAGUAUAGAGCAUGCCAGUAUACUAAGAUGUCAACAGCAGAUCCUACCUGUCCUCAACUCCCUUGGGCUUCCAUACUCUAAGAUUGGUGCAACUAUGGUAGCCUGGAACAAUCAACAGAAAGAGAAACUCCCUGAAGUGCUUCAGAAAGCAAAGGAUGCUACGAUAGAAGACAUUGUGGAGUUAUCUAUGUCACAGCUCUACCAGAUGGAGCCACAUUUAGCCCUCGGAGCAACAGGUGCUCUCUGGAUACCAACAGAGGCAGUUAUUGAUCCAUGGCUUACACCUAUUGCUUUUGCGCAUCAUGCAAAAUCAUUAGGUGCUAAGGUGUUGACAAGUACAAUGGCCCAGAGCUGCGAACUGGAUGGCCAGGGGAUCUGGAAAAUCUCUACAACCAGAGGUGUGUUCCAGGGUCGCGUGGUCAUCAACAGUGCUGGUCUGUAUGGAGAUGUGGUCGACAAACUGGCAGGAGUCCAGAAGUUCAGGAUCAAGCCGAGAAUGGGACAGUACCUUAUCUACGGCUCAGAAACCCAGUCGCUCAUCAACAGCAGCAUUCUCCCCAUCCCCACCGAGAAGACCAAGGGAGUCAUUGUAUUCAAGUCAGUGUAUGACAAUGUGAUAAUCGGCCCGACACAAGAGGAGACUGAGCAGCGUACCAUACCAGUUAGGCUCUCACAGGGGGUGGUGAACAGUUUACUGAAUCACGGAAAAGUCACGGUCCCUUCUCUCCAGUCACACCCUGUAGUGCACACGUACUCUGGUACACGCCCUGCUACAGAAACCAAGGACUACCAUGUGGUCCCCCACACUGACAGGAAAUGGUUGACCCUGGGAGGUAUACGCUCCACAGGCUUGUCCUCCUGUCUGGGUGUGGCCGACAUGGUGGUUGGGAUCAUGAAGAACAAGUUCUGUCUGGAGCCUUCUAACAGUCCUAGCAUGCACAUCCCAAAAAUAGACAUCAGCUUCACGAACCAUCGUACGGCAAUGCUUGGAUCGGAGGAGUACACGGUCACACACCCACUUACCUACACUGCCAAGUUUGACAGGAAAGUCUGGGCCGGUUUGUGAAAGGGAUAAUUUCAUCAUCACUAAGAUUAAAUGCAUUGGUUUUUAUAUUUAUAUUCAUAUAGAAUUGUCGGUAUAACCCAAUCACAAAGCAAUGACAAACACAGCACCAUAAAUGUCAUUGUCCGACUUGUCAUCAGUAUGAGGUCACAAUGGCAGCACUGAAUACCACUGGAUCAGGAUCAGAUGUGGCUGACAAGACUUACAAUUCACUAUUCCAACAAAUAUUAUUGCAAGUCAAAAUGUAAAUACAAGUAAUAAUGGUAUUGAUCUUCUUCCUGGUGGCAAUUUAGGGCCAACAAACAAAAAGAUAGCUAAUAAAGCAGCUAACUUCAUUGUAACAAGAGGCCCAGAGGGCCUGUAUCGCUCAGCUGGAUAUCUAAGCAAUCAUGGCAAAAUAUU
Messenger RNA from Mizuhopecten yessoensis (Yesso scallop), 1981 nucleotides. RefSeq lists its product as uncharacterized. Bases 338 to 1582 code for a protein of 414 amino acids. The record is from RefSeq and is a predicted model, not a curated record. Gene Ontology annotation, molecular function: oxidoreductase activity. Lineage: Eukaryota; Metazoa; Mollusca; Bivalvia; Pectinida; Pectinidae. The transcript has 8 exons.